Molecule: messenger RNA, 1718 nt
Organism: Austrofundulus limnaeus
Lineage: Eukaryota; Metazoa; Chordata; Actinopteri; Cyprinodontiformes; Rivulidae
Product: hydroxycarboxylic acid receptor 2-like
Exons: 1
Coding region: 182-1135 (317 amino acids)
Biological process (GO): G protein-coupled receptor signaling pathway
Cellular component (GO): plasma membrane
Molecular function (GO): G protein-coupled receptor activity
Source: RefSeq, a predicted model, not a curated record
AAUUUUAUUAAAAAAAAGUUUUGCUUUAGCAUUUCAAAAGCAAAAGACUGGUUUCCUGUAAAACACAAACGUCUCACCUCACUUUUUUUUUUUCUGAGUUGUGGUUCCCUAUUAAAGAGGACGAACAUCCUUCACAGUGACUAUUUGAUCUGCAGACAGCGAAGGAGCAGAACAACUCGACAUGCUGUGCAACUUCAGCAGCCCGGUGCUGGUCAGGGCGCUGCCUCCUGUGCUGAUGAUGGAGUUCCUCUUGGGCCUCUUUGGAAACGGGCUGGCUCUGUUCAUCUUCUGCUUCCACCUGAGGCCGUGGAAGAGCAGCACGGUGCUCCUCUUCAACCUGGCCGUGACUGACUUCAUGCUCACCCUGGGCCUGCCGCUCCGUGCCAUCUACUACCUGUUGGGGAUCCGGUGGACGUUCAGCGGCGGGCUCUGUAAGCUCUGCCUCUUCAUGCUGGCCAUGAAUCGCAGCGGGAGCACCUUUUUCUUGAUGGCCAUUGCCGUGGACAGGUACAUGCGAGUGGUGCACCCCCAUCACCCUGUCAACUCUCUGAGUGUAACUAAAGCCACGCUGGGAGCGCUCGGACUGUGGCUGGUCACCAUCUCCAUGACGGUUCACGUCUUCACUCUGCAGCACGUCAACACGACCUACUGUGAGAGCUUCAUGGUUGACACGGAGUCCAGAGGCAACCUGUCCUGGCACAAGUUCACGUUCCUCUUCUCCUUUUACAUGCCCCUGCUCGUGAUCCUCUACUGCACGUUCCACAUCACUGGCCACCUGAGGAAGAGGCAGCUGGCCCAGCAGGCCAAGUUCAAGAAGGCUUUGUACUUCAUCAUCGUGGUGGUGGUGCUCUUCAUCGUCUGCUUCCUCCCGAGCAACAUAACCCUGCUGUUCGUCUGGUUCAAGAUGCUCAGCUUCAAGGACUGCGCCUCUAUGGAGCACAUCACCGUCGUGUUCUACGUCACCAUCAGUCUGACGUAUCUCAACAGCGUGCUGGACCCGCUGGUUUACUACUUCUCCAGCCCGGCCUUUAAGAACAUCUGCAGGAAAGCUUUGCAUUUGCCUCAAGAAGAGACGGUGGAGAGCACAGAGAGGAAAACCCGAGAAACACCAACCCAUUCCAUCAGCCAGCUGUGAUCGCAAGGAGACAGGAAGUUUCACUGCUAAAAGUCUGAUCAAAAAGGAGUUUAGUUUGGUGACAUAUUUUUUUGUGUGUGACGCAUCAUUUUUCUUUGAAAGUCUUGCUAAAACUGGCUUACAUGAACUCACUUUUGGUGUUUAAACUAGGAGCACAGGCGCCCUUUAACUUGUUCUCAUAUGAAUGCACUUUCUAAAUGGUUCUUUUAUACAUGUGGUGGUGCUGUUUGUGCAUGAUUUCCUUUAGUUUUAUGUUGUAUUAACAAAUAAAAACAGUAGAUUUUUUUUUUACUUUUCAUCCACAGAAUAUAAGUCAGAGUUGUGACCCCGACUGACUGGUUGAUAAAAUAAACAUGUUUAAGAUCAUCAUAAACAAUUGUCUUUUUUAAAAAUAAUUUUAGGUCAUGGUUCACCAUUAUUGAAGAUUUAAACAUUUGCUUCCUAUUAGAAUAAACAUAAGACUCCAACACUAUAAUCAGAAAGCAAUCAGAAAACGAUCUAAAAAGGUAAUGAAAGUGUUACCUAGUCAUUAUCUUAUUAUUAAAAUCAAAACUUGCAUGAUGCCAAUUCAUACUUUAUUAAC